UAUAUAUAUACACAAAUAAAAUGUAUUUAUUAAAAUUAUUAUAUGAUAAAUAUAUUUAUUUUUUUGAAACAAACAGCGAUCCACGGAUGAAUGAUAAAUUUUUAAUGGGAAGUCCGAUACCAGUUCUUAUAUUUAUAUUUUUAUAUUUAAAAUUUGUUCUUGACUGGGGUCAAAAGUUUAUGAAAGAUCGUAAACCAUUUGAAGUAGAUAGAUUGAUAAUUUUAUACAAUAUUAUUCAAAUUGCUUGGAAUUUAGAAUUAUUUAUUAAGGCUUUUAGGUAUACAUAUGGACUUGGAGGAUAUAGUUUUACAUGUCAACCAGUUGAUACAUCAACAUCGGGUUCAGCAAUGAUAAUUGCAGAUGGUGUUCAUUCAUAUGUUCUAAUAAAAUUUUUCGAUUGUUUAGAUACAGUAUUUUUCGUUCUAAGGAAAAAAAAUAAACAAAUAACAUUUUUACAUGUUUAUCAUCAUGCUGGAGUAUUAGCUUUAGCCUGGUCAGCAUGUAAAGUCUAUCCAGGUGGUCAAACAGUUUUCACCGGAUUUUUAAAUACUUUCAUUCACGUUAUUAUGUAUUCAUAUUAUUUAUAUGCUGUUUUAAAUCCAAAUGAAAAGAAUAUUUGGUGGAAGAAAUAUUUAACACAAAUGCAAAUUGUUCAAUUCUUUUUAAUAUGUGCUUGUUUUACGGCAUUAAUAAUAGUACCAGAUUGCGGCUAUCCAAAAUGGGGAGCAAUUUUUGUAGUUCCUCAAAAUUUAUUUUUGAUGAUAAUGUUCACUGAUUUUUAUAUUAAAUCAUAUUAUAGAAGAAAAACGAAUUAA
Messenger RNA from Condylostylus longicornis, 815 nucleotides. Its product is annotated as elongation of very long chain fatty acids protein 7-like. Gene Ontology annotation, molecular function: fatty acid elongase activity. Bases 21 to 815 code for a protein of 264 amino acids. Gene Ontology annotation, biological process: fatty acid elongation, polyunsaturated fatty acid; fatty acid elongation, monounsaturated fatty acid; very long-chain fatty acid biosynthetic process. NCBI's taxonomy places the organism in Eukaryota, Metazoa, Arthropoda, Insecta, Diptera, Dolichopodidae. The record is from RefSeq and is a predicted model, not a curated record. The transcript has 5 exons. Gene Ontology annotation, cellular component: endoplasmic reticulum membrane.